AUGAACGCCCACUCUGAUAUCGAAUCCACUCAUCACAACAAUUUUCGACCUGCAGACCGAGAACCACAACCAGAAGCCCCAACAUCAUCCGCCACCUCCAUCACCGCUUCGACCUCCCCACAUCCACCCCCUCCUUCUCAUGACGACCGAUCGAAAUGGUCGCUCUACCCCGCACUCGUUCUCGAGAACACUGGAAGCGUGGCGCGGGAUCAUCUAGCGUCCGAACGGACGUUCCUAGCCUACGUACGGACGAGUCUUGCGUUCGCCAGUGCCGGUGUAGCUCUCGUUCAACUGUUCGCUAUCACAUCUGACACACUGGUGAAGUAUGCCAGGCCUAUGGGAGCGACGAUCAUCCUCAUUGGCUUUGGCAUGUUAUUCAUCGGUACGACGCGCUACUUCCGCGUCCAGAACGCGCUCACGCAGGGAUACUUCCCCGCCGCGCGAAUAUCGAUCGUGCUCAACGCGGUCCUGCUCUGCGCGCUCAUCAUCGUCGUGUUUGCGAUCAUACUCCAGGUUCGGGCGCGUUGA
Molecule: messenger RNA, 528 nt
Organism: Stereum hirsutum FP-91666 SS1
Lineage: Eukaryota; Fungi; Basidiomycota; Agaricomycetes; Russulales; Stereaceae
Exons: 3
Coding region: 1-528 (175 amino acids)
Source: RefSeq, a predicted model, not a curated record